UUGUGAAGCUGAUUUUUGUAAUUUGUCUUUGAGGUGAAUCUCAGACUGGAGGUCUCACUGGAAGGACCAAUUUGUCUUGAACUUGUAAGCACAUCGAAAGAUUCUUCCCCUGCGAUCAGUCUGACGUGUUCCUCAACAAAUUGGAGGGGAUUGGAUUUGAAACUAACUCGAAGCUGUAUUUAAGAUGGGCGACUUUUUUGAAACAUUAACUUAAUGAGCUGAGCCAAUGUAUGUUUUAUAAAGUUAACCCCACAAUCUAUUGAAAUUUUUGCCACGUCCUAUAUCCAUGCAGUCUGGAUGGAGCGGCUGGCAUUUAAUUUCCUGUUUGUCCCGGACAUACAAGAUUUAUUUUACAAAAUUUAAACAGAAUCAGUAGAUCUUUUGAGUGACUUCCUUUGUGGGACGCAUUUGGUAGUGUUCAGAGUCGGAGCAGACUGGCUUUCCUUUGCUGAAAUGUUAGGCCUUUUGUUUCCAUUGUUGGGGCUGCCCAGAGUAAUGACCUAAGGAAACUCGUUCUCAAGACCAGCUUUGGUUUUCGUGGGGAAUCGCCCCCGUGAGCUGCAUUCUCUGUUUCAAAACUGGCAGUUACAACAGGCUACAUACAGCUCAGACGACCUUGGACAUGGAAUUCUGUGCGGUGAUUAAAACUCUGGAGACAGGAUUGGUUUAUGAUCUAAUCACUACAGCAAAGGGAUAAGAAAUACAAUGGGAUUUUCAAUUUAAAUGAUGUGAAGUUUUUCUGUGAUAAUUGCUAGCAGCUUUAACUGCUGAAACAUUUUUUUUAUUAACGCUUUCAUGUCUGGAACGUUCAAAUGUCGACAUUUUAUAUUGUGUAUGAGGAGUGGUGGUGGUGUAGAUAGUACUAUAAGUUAGUUUUAAAACUCAGAAAAUCUUUCUUCUUUGUAAUUGUUGUGCCUUUGUAAAUUUGAUCUGAGAUCACAAAUCCGAAAAUUUCAGAAAUUCGGAGAGACAGUUUUUUUUUGCCUGUUGUGCCAAUGUGUAAAACUUAAAGUGAUUUUGGGUUUAUGGGACUUCAUCUAAAUUGUAAUAGAAUGAAUGUGUCAAGAUCUCUGCAUGUUGAGGUACCAGUUUAUGAUUAUAUUUUAUGGAAAUAAGGAAUAUAUGUUAGAAUGUGUUGGGUUUUAGAACUACUUUAACUAUGCAAAAGUUUGUUCUAGCUCAAGUUUGAAAGUCUUAAUGAUGUUUUGGAAUGAAAAUACAGAGCUGAAAUUUCAUCCCAUUUGGCUUAUUUUGGCUUAAUGUUUGUAUAGUUCCCCUAACACACUUGCCAGCUGACACUUCUGGUAAACCAUACGGACUUGGCUCAAGGUAGAAUAACAGGACUGACUGUUACGGUACUGUUUACUAGUCAGGAAGAGCUGCUGAAGUUAUUGAAGAUGAGAGUGUUGUUAUGUAAUCCUAAACAUACUAGAUGGAUAUUUCCGAGUGAUGUAAUGUCACUGUGAUUUCCAUGUAGUGUGACACUGUAUCCCUGUGAUAUGACAAUGAAUGGGAACUGUAAAUGAGGCAGUUGUAUCUUCAUACCAAUGGAGCACACUUUUAAGAUCACAGGGUCUAUGAGGUCCAUAAUCUUGUUCAGCAUUUGAAAGACUUCAUGCAGCAUAAUGUCCAUUUUUAGGCCUCUGCAUUCAUUCCAUGUGUCAGAUUCAUCCAGCAUAUGGGGUGGGAGACAGUGGGGUACCAUCUGUACCAUCUCUCUGAAAUCCUGCAUGGUUUUGUUUCUAGUUUUCAAGUAUUUUAUCUAGUUGUUUCUUCUUCAAUAAGAGCAUACGAGCAGGAGGUAGAGUAGGCCAUUCGAUUCUUCAAGCCUUCACCACCAUUCAACAAUAAGACCAUAAGAAAUAAGAACAGAAGUGGGCCAAUUGGCCCCUUGAGCCUGCUCUGCGAUUCAAUAGGAUCGUGACUGAUCUGCUCUGGGCCUCAAAUCCUCCUCUUGUCACUAAUCGGUCUGUUUCUACGAAUUUUAGAGGCAGAAGAUAAAUCUCUUUGGUUCCUUUGGCAUUUGUGUAAACUUGUAGACUUGGUCUUUGACUUACCUGUCAGUAGGUCUGCUUUCUGCCUGAGUAUUUCAGGAAAGUUUUUGUAACCUGUGUUUUGGCCAUUAUUUGCGAUUGCUGAUGCCAGUCCUAUGUUUGGUUCUUAUUUGAUGUCCCUAAACUCAGUUCCUGCAAUUUAAUUUGAAGUUGUUUUUCAGCUUUACCUUUUUCCAUUUCAUUUACUCUUCUUUUUUUUAAGGCUUGUCUCUUAGACAAUUCCUUUCCCAACUAGUCUCACGAUGUUGGAGUAUCCAGCAAGGCCCUUCAAAAGGGUUUCGUGUGGUGUGCCCCCAUGGACUGACGACAACAUCAGGAAUGUGCAAGAAUUUUUUUUUCAGAACAGGACAGCGCUCGCCUAAUCCCAGCCACACACUCAGUUGGAGUUUGUCGCUCCAACAAAAGUCCAUGGGUCUGUCUAAUGUGUUCAAGUGUUCAUUGUGGAAGAUAUGUGAAUGGACAUGCCAAGAAACACUACGAAGAUGCCCAGAUUAAUUCCAACAACAUUAAAAAGUCAGAGAAGCAUGAAAAAGAGAAAUUGCAGCAUGCAGUGUGUAUGGAUUGCAGCAGUUACAGCACCUUCUGUUACAGAUGUGAUGAUUUUGUGGUGAAUGAUACCAAGAUGGGCCUGGUUCAGAGGGUCAGAGAGCAUCUACAGAACUUGGAGAAUUCAGCAUUUUCAGCAGACAGACACCGUAAAAGAAAGUUGAUGGAAAGUUCAUCUGUGAACAACAAGUAUUUGAAGAUCAAUGGAGGGACCACUGCCAUUUGCGCCACAGGACUGCGGAAUCUUGGGAACACCUGUUUUAUGAAUGCCAUCCUCCAGUCACUCAGCAACAUCCAGCAGUUCUGCUGUUAUUUCAAGGAGCUUCCAGCAGUAGAGCUCCGCAGUGGUAAAACUGCAGGGAGAAGGACCUAUCACACUAGGAGCCAAGGAGAUAACAGUGUCUCCCUGGUAGAAGAGUUCCGGAAAACUCUUUGUGCCUUGUGGCAAGGAAGCCAAACUGCAUUCUGUCCUGAAUCUCUAUUCUAUGUAAUUUGGAAAAUUAUGCCAAAUUUCAGAGGAUAUCAGCAACAAGACGCUCAUGAGUUUAUGCGAUACUUGUUAGACCAUCUCCACUUAGAACUUCAGAGAAGCUACAAUGGUAUGACAACUUCAUUUAUCUCACCAGACAGCUCAAGCAUCUCCUCAUCCAGUAAAUGCUGCAUAAAUGGUGUUUCAACAAUUGUCACAAACAUAUUUGGAGGAAUACUUCAGAAUGAAGUAAACUGUCUAAUUUGUGGGACUGAAUCCAGAAAGUUUGAUCCAUUCCUUGAUCUUUCAUUAGAUAUCCCAAGUCAGUUCAGAAACAAACGAUCCAAGAACCAGGACAAUGGACCAGUAUGUACUUUACGUGAUUGCCUACGCAGUUUCACAGAUUUGGAGGAGCUGGACGAAACCGAGCUGUACAUGUGCCACAAAUGUAAAAAGCGACAGAAAUCCACCAAAAAAUUUUGGAUUCAGCAGUUGCCAAAGGUGUUAUGCUUGCAUCUAAAAAGGUUUCAUUGGACAGCUUAUCUGCGAAAUAAGAUAGAUACAUAUGUAGAGUUCCCUCUACGAGGUCUAGACAUGAAGUGCUUCUUGUUGGAGCCUGAGAACAGUCGUCCAGAAAGUUGCCUGUAUGACCUUGCAGCUGUGGUGGUGCAUCAUGGUUCAGGAGUUGGCUCGGGUCAUUACACUGCAUAUGCAGCUCAUGAAGGGCGUUGGUUCCACUUCAAUGACAGUACUGUUACUUUGACUGAGGAGGAAACUGUAAUGAAGGCCAAGGCCUACAUCUUGUUCUAUGUGGAACGCCAGACCAAAUCGGGAUCAGGCACCAAACUUUAAUGCGUCCCACCUUUUUAUAAAUAUUUGCAACAUAUAUACUGAAUUGGAGCGCACACAAACAGUUCCACAUUUCCAUAAGUACUUGAUAGCUCAAGACUAUUUUCAUCUUGCACUUUUAAAUCGCUGAUGAGAAUUCUGUUUAUUGCACCAUUGCUAGUGUCAAUACAGUAAUCGAGGAGACCUGAUCUAAUUUAAGCCUAUCACAAAACCUCAACAGAAUAUUUUUGAAUCUGUAAUGGCUGCUGUUGAUCAAGAAUUUAGUAGUUCGGUUGACAUUGAAAUUCAAUAUUUUAAAAUGAUCUCUGUACUAUAAAUUGUGGGAUAGCAUUGACUGGCUUCAAGGUGCAUUUACAUUAGUGUUUCUUCAGACUUUUCACACAUCUUAGUUUGUGAUUUCUAAUUUGACACAAGGUUCAGAAGUCCUCAUUGUUUCAGCAGUAGUUCUGCCUGAAGUGUACCAAUUGAUAAAACAUUUCAGUUUAGAGUAAGUGCUCAAGGUCAAUAAAGUACUGACGUAAGUGUUUGAAAUGAUUAUAUGCAUUAGAGAAUGGUUGAGGAUCUUUGAACAGACUGUUGCCCUCCCCUUCUCUCUGAUAAACAGUACAUUACUGUCUAUAUUCAGAACUUGAUGCCAGUAUGAAGUUCAGUAUUAUAAGGUACAUGGAGUGUAACUACACCUUGACCCUACAUUGCUAUACCUUCCUGUAACAGCCCAAUAUUUUUAAAAAUAGAAAUAGACCAUUCUCUGUCUGUAAUUUGUUGGGAUUUCUCUUGUUGCCAUUUUUCUCGUGACCACUUGUAAACACUGGUUACUGGGAACAAAAGCGUUCUCCUGAGUUUCAUCCAUGCUACAGAGUUUGUGAUUUUUACAUUUUCAUUUAGGUAUUCCAAGUCUUUUUUCUCAAUUCUCAUUUUCUUGAGAUGUCACUCGGCACUUGAUUCUUUCAGAAAGCGUAAACAAUUAAAAAUAAAUGAUGGUGCAAAAAAUAAAAUGAACUGCUGAGUAAAAAAUGGACUUCUCAUCAAUCCCAAUACUUUGCUGGGCAGAGUAGGGUUUAUAUAUAUAGCUAUCUGCAUCAUAUGUUGCCAAUGUGUGGCUACAAUUGGAUGUAGGAUGACAAGUAUGGUUUAUGAUUUACAACAUCACCUGAUUACGAAAGACAAAUUAGACAUGCUGGGUUACAUUUGGGGAACCAGACACUGGGUGCAUCUUGGACAAAAUUGUUUCCAACCAUUGCCGUGUACAACAUGAAAUAGUAGAUUACAGCUAUUGGAAGAGUCUUCUACUCGUAUAAAAUGGUAUGAUAUUUUCGUACCAGGAUAUAGCCCUUUUUACUUAUCAAAGACACUUUCUCAUAAAUUCCGUUUAUAGUGGCCUGAGUAGUGUUUUAAUUACACAAUAAGAUGAAAUGAUGUAUUUGCAUGUGGUUGUAAUAUACAAGGCAGCAGCAGCAGAAAAGGCGGUUUCUGGCAUGAGACUCAUGUCUCUUAAAUGUGAAAACAUACACAUCCUAAACUUGAAUCUGCAUAUUGAAACUGUACAAACUUAUUUAAAAUAAUAAAUUGUUUUAGUUGCAAAGUUAUGAACUGACACAGUAACAUCAAUCACAAAUGGCAUUUAUUCAGUUUAAUCCCCACAAACCAAUCUUGAUUGUAAAUGUACUACUAUGGCUGCUUAUAAUGAUGGUAUGUAUAUUAGUAAAUGUUCGUGUACUGUUUCACUGAUAGUAAAGUGCAAUGUUAAUGAUGCAAAA
Rhincodon typus (whale shark) is the source of this 5675-nucleotide messenger RNA. It is a transcript of the gene usp3, whose product is annotated as ubiquitin specific peptidase 3. Gene Ontology annotation, cellular component: cytoplasm. Gene Ontology annotation, molecular function: zinc ion binding; cysteine-type deubiquitinase activity. Lineage: Eukaryota; Metazoa; Chordata; Chondrichthyes; Orectolobiformes; Rhincodontidae. Gene Ontology annotation, biological process: protein deubiquitination. The record is from RefSeq and is a predicted model, not a curated record. The transcript has 15 exons. The coding region runs from base 2476 to 3921 and encodes 481 amino acids.